AUUCGCAGUCGUGACAGUUGUCGCUCGAGCACGAGGUGUGAAUCAGUGCUCGUAACAGUGGAACACGGGUACCAGCGCCAUAAACCUGCCAGCACUAAGUGGACAAACGUGUAUAGCAAUGUGCGGCUCUUACAUGGUGUAAGACACAGUAUACGUCACACCAUUGUUUUCUUAUUUCCAGUUGUGAUGAAAUUCUAUUGUGACGUAUACUGUGUCUUCUACACCAAGUAAGAUGUUCACCGGUAAAAUAGAUUGUGAGAUAUCUUUUAAAUCAUAGAGACACGGCGUUUUUGAGGAAGAUGGUAUUUCAGAAAAUAAGAAGAUGAACAUGUACUGUAGCGAUGGCGAUUUCCUCUUCUCGAUUUCAGAGAGUCACGCUGUAUUCCUUGCUGUUUUUGGCGAUGAUUCUCGUUUACCAAAUCUACCAUCAUGGAGGCAAGCUGCUUAGCAAAAAUCAACAAGAACGAAAAGACGACUGGACCAAGCAUUUGCGAUCAAAUCAUGUGAAAUUGUCUCGGACAAAAGCAGCGAUAGAAUCGCCACAGCCUAUUCGAAGGGACUUGAAAAAAACCGCCGAACAAGGGAAUCCAAUAUUGCAGAUGGAAGUGAAGAGAUUAAAAACCCGCAUAAAUCAGAAAGAUAGUCUUAUUGAAAAGCUGACUGCUCAGUUAGAAAAGGAAAAAUCUCGAGCAGAGAAAUUGAAUCAGGUGAUUGGGAACUUGAAGGUUGAAAACACGCAAUUACAGGCGGAAGUCGAGAGUUACUCUAACGGGGUCACGAGCGGUAGAAGUGAACAAAACACUGGCCUGAAGAAAGAACUCGGUUCCCUGAUUAAAACAUCUCCAAAAAUCAGCGAUAUUCAUAUAUCACAACGAAUUCCAUUUGAGAGUUUCGCCAAAACGCAUCUCUUCGAAUACUCCCCUAAAAAGAAACCGAAAGAAUAUAUUUUCCAUGGUCAAAAUUCGAACACGCGGAGAGUAAAAUCCGGAGAGCGCCAUCUUGUCCAAGCACAAGAUAUCGGUGUUAACUUUAUCAACACAAACACGUCAUACCACGUAAGCCGCGAAAACAUGGUGGAUGGAGUCUACAGAAUCGAUAUCAACACUGGUAUUGAUUAUGAACUGUAUUUCAAAGAUCCGUCAGCGAAUAAAUUUAUCACAGUGCGGCUUAUUCGCCCAUUAGGUGUUCUGCAACCAGUUGCUCUGCCAGAAGACAAUAGAGGUCCGAAUGAACUUAUAAACUUAAUUGUUCCCUUAUCUGGGCGCCUUGAACGAUUUCAACAGUUUAUGGAUAUGUUUGUGGAAGUGUGCAUUAAAAUUGACAAAAACGUGUUUUUGACAGUGGUCUUAUACGGAGCCUCGGACUUCAACACUGUAAAAACUACCCUCAAAGAUCUGGAAGUUACGUAUGGUUUUAAAAAGUAUCAACUUAUCAUGCGGGAUAAACCGUUUUCUCGGGGGAGAGCUUUACAUGAUGGUGUCAUGUACUGGAGUAGCAGCCCGAAAAAUGUUUUAAUGUUUUUCUGUGAUGUGGACAUAACGAUUCGCCCUGAUUUUCUUCGAAGGUGUCGCAUGUACACUCAAAGGAAGGAAAAAAUUUAUUAUCCGAUGGUGUUCAGCUUGUUUAAUCCAAAGAAUGUUUACGAACAAGGAACUAUUCCACCACCCGCAGAACAACUCAAAAUUGGUAAGAAAUUGAUUUCAUUUCUAUGUUUAAUUCACUCAGUAAGUUAACAGAAAAUUGCUAGAGCAGUCCGAAGAAACUUCAAGUUUAUGCAUUUUGUAGCAAGUCUUUGUCUGCGCUGCGAGUACUGAGAGCUUCUCGGAUAUAAUUCGGUUCCUUAUGUUUUCUUUCUUUCUUUUUUACAAUACUGUUUAGAGAUUUAAUUUUCCUUUGCGCAAAUAAUUUCAAUGGGUGAUCUAUGGUAAAAUCACAUUUUAUUGUUAAACGCUUAAAACAAAGAUUUGCUAGAGCCAUCACGGUAGCUAUCUUGGCGGGGACCGAAAAUCGUGGGCACCAGUCCAGUGUUAACCACAAAUCAAAGUUAUUACACUAUUUGUUUUUAUGGAGUUAUAGUCACGGUCGUUACAAAGUGAAAUGCACUCUUUGGUUUUAGUAGAACAAACUUAUUUCGACUAAAUCGACAUUUUUCCCUGUUUUAUGCGGUCGUCAAAACCAUGUUGUAAAUGUCAAAAAACACCUUCGAACGUUUCUUUAGAUUUCAACGUUUUAAUUUAUUGUAGACCGGAAGUACGGCUUUUGGCGUGAAUAUGGGUUUGGAAUGACUUGUCAGUACAGAGCAGACUAUCUCCGUGUUGGUGGAUUUGAUUUAAACAUCGAAGGCUGGGGAACUGAAGACUUAGGAUUGUACCAAAGAUAUCUGCAACAAGCAAACAUCAGGUGAUAUUAAUGUUUCACUGUAGCUCUUCGAUUUUUCACCUGUCGCGUAACGCAGAGCUGCCGUUUUUCCGUCUCCCUUUAAUUGUCUUUAAUGGAUCAACGAAAAAGCAACCAGAAUAUAAAAUUAUCAUUUUAAUCAAACUGACAUAAGAGAAUUGAAGUAAUAUAAAGGAGCUACUCCUCACAGUAAAAACCUGUCAUACCCGCCGAGGAAAAUCAAAAAAGAACCUGCGAAACUGAAAGGGUCGGUUAUUUACGCAAGGUCUAAUAAAGUGUAGUGGUAAUAUAGCUUUAAAAAGAAACUACUUAAAAAAACCCACUUCAGUUUGCAUGAGAUAUGUAAUUCCGUAUUCACUCUCACGCGACAAUUUCUCAACACCCGUUCCCUUAUUUACUAUUGCUGUUUAUCUCUGACGAAGAACUUGCGCUCGAAAUGUCAGUUUAAGAAACUCUUCACGGUGGCCAAUUUACAUCAUAAAAUCACUUGACAAAAACAAAAUAACCAAGUGCUACCCCACCGACACAGCAAGUCAGUUUCUUUGGCAACUGACCCUAUUUAUUAUCACCACGGUUUGGCAGCCAUAAAUUUAAGGCAUUUACAGUAUUGUUUACUUUUAAUCUGUUUUAGAAUCAUUCGUGCCCCUGACAGAGAUCUUUUCCAUCAGUAUCACGACAAAAAGUGCGACCCUAGCCUUUCUGAGGAGCAGUACCGGUCAUGCCUCGGAUCCAAGGCAAAAGUUGAGGGAACACACACUCAGAUCGCUAUACAGCUGACAAAACUUAGAGAGAGGUAUGAACCAGAGUCACAAUCUGAGAACGGUUAUUGAGAUCAAACUAUUGAAAGAAACAAGUGCCAGCCCGUGACACGUGACCGUCACGAGGUGAAUUAAGCUGCCCACACGAGGAAAUCAACAACAGAUACAACUAGAGACAAUUCCAGAGCUGGGCGCUGCCUUUGAAUUCAAUCAUGAACUGAGUCGAUUGUUUCAAUGGCGACAGAUCACAUCAACGUUGGGAAAGUUACGAAAUGUUGUGUUUGUUGUAACUUGUCUGGAAAUUCAAAUUUUACAAGAAGUUUCCGUUUGAAUGGAACCACAACUCCAUUCCCUUUUUGAAUGGGAUGUUGAAAAUUGCAACAAAUUGUCGUUCUUGUUCGAUAGAAAUUAAAUAAAUACAGAUAUUGCUAAAAGCUCCAUUCAUGUUUGAAUUAGUGUGUGGUUAUUCUUCA
Molecule: messenger RNA, 3628 nt
Organism: Pocillopora meandrina
Lineage: Eukaryota; Metazoa; Cnidaria; Anthozoa; Scleractinia; Pocilloporidae
Source: the annotation of a GenBank genome assembly